GGGUUUGUUAAUGAAGUGUCACCUGACCCUGUCCUAACGCUGCACGGGGGGAGAGGAUAUAUAGUCCAAAUAAACAUACAUUCGAGUGAGUGGAAGACACAAUUAUUUCCAACAUCUCCAUACAGUAUAGCCUAGUAGCCUAUUCAGCCUCCUUGGAUUGGUGCGCCGGUCAGUGUUGGCUCUUGCCACAGGGGUUAGAGGCACUUCUGCUUUCGACAGAGAGAGAAGAGCAACGAGCCUAUCAGACAUUCUUSAUCAGAAGAAAACGUCCGGAGCGAAGAUUUUAAUCAACGACCCGACUGUGCGUCACUACAAAAUCGUUAUUUUGAAAGCCCCCCGGUGCAUUUUACUCCUUCMGUUUGCCUUUUUUGCGUGCGUCGUGGAGAAGGAAACACUGACCGUGUAUCCGACGCUCCUGCAAAACGGAUAACGGAAUAUUCAAUGUAUGUUUGAUGAAGGUUGGACAUUUGGCCAAACCCAUUCAUUGUAAGGAUAAGAAACGCUGCGRGGUCGCAACGUUUUCAAUCUCCUGAUUGCUUCUUUAUUAUUGCUUUAUUGCUGUGGGCUGAGGAAAUACAUUGUAUUUCCAGCGUAGUGUUACGUAAGAGUGACUUUAUCCAAGGUGCUGAAUUGAACGGUAUAGCGGGACACAGAAGGAAGAAGGCAAUCUUGUUUAAGUCUACCCAGAAGGUCACAGGCCUAUACGUCGGGGAUUUGGAGAGGACCGCACAGCACUGGCAUCGUUGAUACCCGUAUUCCUGUAGCAAGACCGCCUUUUAUUUCUCUCUUUGGUUAAAUAAAUUCUUAAGGUGGUCGACUACACGAGGAGAAAAUGUCGGGGCAGACGCUCACGGAUCGUAUUGCCGCUGCGCAGUACCAGUUGACGGGAUCAGAGGUAUCUCGCGCCGUCUGCAAAGCAACCACUCACGAGGUGAUGGCGCCCAAGAAAAAGCACCUGGAAUAUCUGAUAUCGGCCACCAAUGCGACCAACGUGAACAUCCCUCAGAUGGCCGACACUCUGUUUGAGAGGGCCACCAACGCCAGCUGGAUUGUUGUCUUCAAGGCCCUAGUCACCACACACCACAUGUGUGUCCAUGGAAACGAGAGGUUCAUCCAGUACCUGGCCUCCAGGACCGCUCUGUUCAAUCUCAGCAACUUUAUCGACAAAACAGGCUCCCACGGCUAUGACAUGUCUACGUUCAUCAGACGUUACGGCCGCUACCUCAAUGAGAGGGCCUUUGCCUACCGCCAGAUGGCUUUCGACUUCACCAAAGUCAAGAAAGGUGCUGAAGGGGUGAUGAGGACAAUGGCUCCAGACAAGCUGUUAAAAGGCAUGCCCGUCCUGCAGACCCAGAUCGACACACUGCUGGAGUUUGAUGUCCACCCCAAGGAGCUGAAUAACCCUAUCAUCAACGCAGCGUUCCUGCUGCUCUUCAAGGAUCUGGUCAAGCUGUUUGCCUCCUACAACGAUGGGGUCAUUAAUCUAUUAGAGAAAUACUUUAAGAUGAAGAAGAGCGACUGCAAGGAGGCCUUGGAGAUCUAUAAGAGGUUCCUGACCAGGGUCACCAAGAUCGGAGAGUUCAUGAAGCUCGCUGAGACAGUCGGUGUCGAAAAAAAUGACAUUCCAGACAUCAACUAUGCUCCCAGUAGCAUCCUGGAGUCUCUGGAGACACACAUGAACAGCUUGGAGGGGAAGAAGGGUGAAGGGUCUCCAACAAAGGGGUCCCCCACCAAUAACGUGUCCCCGACCUCCACCCCCGCCAAAUCUGCAGCCGCUGUGCCCACCCUAGUGCCGCCACCCGAAGAAGCCACUGAUUCUCUGUUUGAUCUGGACCCUCUGUCCUCCUCUGGUCCGUCAGCAGGAGCCUCAGCAGCCCCUAUGUCCUGGGGAGACCUCCUUGGAUCAGAAAUGGGCGAGUCCAUGCUUCCUGACCCCACCCUCGCUGUAGACACCGCUCCCUCUCCCGCGGGGGUAACGCCCACCCCUGUAGCCGCAGAGCCAGGAGUCACUCUGGCUCCUCCCCCUAGUGCGGCCGCCACCACCUCCUCCGGUGCGACGAAUAUGGAUCUGCUGGGAGAUGCGUUUUCCACCCCUGCUCCCGCCUCUGAUGCCGCGGCCGAGGGCGGGGCCCCGGCCUCCACGCCAACCCCAGCUGCCGACGCCGCAGCCGACCCCUUUGCCCCCACUGGUAGCAGCUCAAAUGCAGUAGGCCCAGGGCUGGACCUGUUUGCCAUGAUGCCWAUGGAGAACAACUGCUUUAACUCAGUGGCGCCCCCUCCUGCCCCCUCAUCCYCCAUCGCAGCACCCAUCCCCCRCACCACCCCAUCGAUAGACCUCUUCAGUGCUAUGUUUGAUUCAAUGCCAGAUCCAAGCUUCACCAAAGCAGACCCUGCCCCCAGUGUUGACAUGUUUGGAGCAGCAGAUGCAUUCUCCUCCCCUGCCCCCUUCCUCUCCUCAGACCCCCCAACGGACAAGGGGGCGAUCAUGGACAUGUUUGGGGACUCCACCGGUGGAGAAACCCAACCUGCUGCACCUGCAGCUGCCUCUGGUGCUGAGCUGAUGGCAGCGUUUGAUGGUCUAGGGGAUGUUUUGAUGCCUUCUAUGACACCCCAGGCCGUGGCAGCCUCGUCUCCAGUUAAAUCUAUGGGAGGAGACCUGGACGCCACCAUGGCUAGCAUGGCUAGCAAUCUGGGAAUGGGGAGCCAAAAAAUGGGGGAGAACACGAUGGGAAGCGGAGGCUGGUCAACUCCUCAGGUAGCUCCUCCAAGUUGGGGCGCUCCCAUGGGCGGGGCGGCUGGCGCUGGAGCUCCCAUGAUGCCCAUGGUUAGGCCAGGCUUUGGAGCCCCUGCAACCCCAGGAGCACCGAUGGGAUCUCCAGGGAUGGCCGGGAGUCCGAGGAGGCCUCCUCCUCCCAAGAAUGCCUUGGAUGACCUCAACAUCAAGGACUUCAUGUAAACCCCUCUAACCCAUCCCUCUGAGAGGUUGUUGUUAUGUCUGGAGCUGUGGAUGUGGAUGUGUGCACCCCCCGUCUCCCUCCUGUCACGCCCCAGCCCCUUCAGCCAAUCAACCAUCAGCACUACGACCCCUGUCCUCGGACUUCCCCGUAACCUCUCUGUCUGCUGUUGUAGCAAAAACCGUGGCUGUGAGUCAUAGAUACAGAAAACUAAACUGUGUAUGAGUGUGUGUGUACUUCAAUGUUAUCCUUUACCUAAACUAAGAAAAAAAAUUACCAUAAAAAAUGAGUGUAUUUAGAUUUGUUCUGGAACUCCCAUGUGUCAGCUGACCUGGAAUGGUGGAUCUGUGUUGAUUUUCUUGCGCGUUUCCCAGACGAGGAUUGUGUUGUUAACCGUGGACUGUGUUCGGUGUGUGUAAACCUCACUGGCCAAUCCCUGCCCUAUCCUCUCCCUCACUAUCCAAUCAAAUUCUGUAUAUUGCUGUCUUUCUAACAUCAUUCAACACUUAGUUGUACUCUUCUCCAUUAAUUGAUCCACCCAGCCUCUUUGAGAACAGAUACAGUUAUAUUGAUGAAUAUUGAAAUAUGUACAACUGUCACCACAAAUCUGGGUUUACGAGAUGACAAAUCAUAUGACAAAAUGUUGUUUUUAUUUUGUCUGUUUUUUUGAUUGUGUGUUACAUGCAACAUUUGUGGACUAUGUUCAAAUUGACAUAUGCAUUUUAGAAUAUUUUUAAGUAUAGAUUAUACAUAUAUUUCUUUAAUCUUUAUUUUGAGAGAAAAUGUAUCAUAUUUUAGUUAUGUCUAUGAAUUCUAAGGUUUUAAAAAAUUCAAGCAGUUUUGAAAAAUAUCUCAUCUGUAUUUGGAGGCAGUACUGAAUGCAAACUCAGCCCCCAGUGUUUACUGUGGCUCUCCCUGUUGGUGCGGAGUGUUACUGCAUUUGACUAUGUCAAGUGAAGUUGAUCUAGGCUGCAUCCAAAUACUUUAAAAAAUCCAAAUGUACUUGUCUCCUUUACUUAACGGCCAAUUAUCUGAAUUGAUAGGUGAAAGGCAAUUGGUGAAACCAACCAGUGGUCAUGAAAUGAAGGAGACAAGGAAAGAAGGUUUGUAAAUAUUGUUGGGACACAGCCCAUGUCAACCUAAAGGCUUAGGUGGCAAACUCAUUCCACGGAGGACCGAGUGUCUGCAGAUUUUCGCUCCUACUUUGUACUUGAUUUAUGAAUUAAGGUCACUAAUUAGUAAGGAACUCCCCACACAUGGUUGUCUAGGGCUUAAUUGAAAGGACAAACCAAAAAAACAGCAGACACUAGGCACUUCAUGGAAUGAUUUUGACAACCCUGACCUAAGGUCAUUGUGGAGCUGUGAUCAGUAGAGUUGUAUUGUCUCCCGUAGCAACACUUCAGAGGUGUUGGGAACUCGUUAGCUGUAAACCGCUCAGAUAUACAAUGGAUGUUCCAUGUGUUGUUUUUCUUCCAAAGUGACUAUCUUAAUCUGUUGUGAAAAAAAGUAUUGACAAAGAAAAAGAGGAAUAAAACGUAUAAAAUAAAAAAUGUGGAUAACAAUAUUUGCUAUAUAUUUGGUUGAAGGCAGUGUUUGGUUCUUGGAUGGCAUCACUCUUCUCUCCCCCACUUGCAUGUGAGUCCCUUGAGAUGCAAUAAAAUAGAAAUACACUGAU
This is a messenger RNA of Salvelinus sp. IW2-2015, 4629 nucleotides long. NCBI's taxonomy places the organism in Eukaryota, Metazoa, Chordata, Actinopteri, Salmoniformes, Salmonidae. The record is from RefSeq and is a predicted model, not a curated record.